This is a messenger RNA of Prunus mume (Japanese apricot), 1769 nucleotides long. RefSeq names its product putative protein phosphatase 2C 78. Gene Ontology annotation, molecular function: cation binding; protein serine/threonine phosphatase activity. Gene Ontology annotation, biological process: protein dephosphorylation. Lineage: Eukaryota; Viridiplantae; Streptophyta; Magnoliopsida; Rosales; Rosaceae. The record is from RefSeq and is a predicted model, not a curated record.
CCCCACAUUCCAAAAACCAAACACCAAAAAACCCGUUUCUCUUUUUAAAAUACGACUUAUCAAAUUGAAAACCCACCAAAGUCUUUGUCUUUGGUCCUACUUCCCUCUCUCACUCCCCUUCUCUCAACCCAAAAAAAUUUCCCGGAAAUCUUCCAUUCCCCUUUAACACGGAAUCCCCACGUCUCUCUCUUUUUAUUCCAACAUCACCCUUCCUUAACCACCAAAACCAAACCAAACCCCACGCAUUUUCUUUCUUUCUUUCAUAGUUUUUCCCAAAAACCGAAGUGAGAGAAUCUAAUAAGUAACCAGAAAACCAGAGAGAACCCAGUUGGACAAUGAUGUUGGAGAUGUGUCGGAGGCCAUUGGAGAAGUGCUUUGGAGGAGGAGAUGGUGGAGAUGGGCUCCUUUGGCACAUGGACCUCAAGCCCCACUCUUCUGGGGACUAUUCGAUCGCAGUGGUUCAAGCCAAUUCGGCUUUGGAAGACCAGGGACAGGUGUUCACAUCCCCUUACGCCACGUAUAUUGGGGUCUAUGAUGGCCAUGGUGGCCCUGAAGCUUCUCGCUUCAUCACCAAUCGCCUCUUCCCCUUCCUUCACAAGUUUUCAAUUGAACAAGGUGGACUGUCAGAGGAUGUGAUAAAGAAGGCAUUUGAUGCAACUGAGGAAGAGUUCUUGGACUUGGUUAAGGCAUCAUGGCCUGUCCGGCCGCAGAUUGCUUCCGUAGGUUCAUGUUGUUUGGUUGGCGCAAUUUCAAAUGGUGUUUUAUAUGUUGCUAAUCUCGGAGAUUCGAGGGCAGUUCUUGGCCGGAGAGCAUCAGAGGGGCAGGCGGUUGUGGCAGAGCGAUUGUCCACAGAUCACAAUGUUGCAGUGGAGGAAGUGAGGAAGGAGGUUAAGGAUCUUCACCCUGAUGAUGCACACAUUGUGGUGUACACUCGUGGAGUUUGGCGAAUUAAGGGCAUUAUUCAGGUGUCAAGGUCAAUUGGUGAUGUCUACUUGAAGAAACCCGAGUUUAACAGAGAUCCGCUUUUCCACCAUUUCGGCAUACCUGUUCCUUUAAAGAGGCCUGUUAUGACAGCAGAACCCUCGAUAUUAGUUCGGAAGUUACAGCCACAGGACAUGUUUUUGAUAUUUGCAACAGAUGGUCUCUGGGAGCAUUUGAGUGAUGAAGCAGCUAUUAAAAUCGUCUCAAAGAAUUCAAGAGUUGGAAUAGCAAAGCGGUUGGUCAGAGCUGCGAUUGAGGAGGCUGCAAGGAAAAGAGAAUUGAGAUAUGAGGACAUAAAAAGAAUCGAAAAGGGGGUAAGGCGCCAUUUCCAUGAUGACAUCACCGUCAUCGUGAUAUUCCUGGAUCAUUCACAAGUUUCCCCAAAUGCUAGUUUGAAGGAUCCGAGCCUCUUCAACUGCACCAGUGUUCCUGUUGAUAUCUUCUCCAUGAACGGCGAUGAAGCCGAUGUAUCACUCCACACCAUUCCCUGAGAAUAUCAGUUGCACAAGAAUAUGCACCAUUGUUUAAUUAAAAUGAUAAUUUAUAAGUAGGUGCAGCAGGCUGCUAGAUUUUACAGGAAGGGUUUGGUUGUGUACAUAGUUUGGUGGCAGAUUGAAGGUGCUGUUGACUUCUCAGCUCUGAGCUUUGACCUCAUUUUCAGCUCUCUUUCUCGUCGGCGUAUAAUUUGUUGUGAUUUACACAUGAUGUAUAUACUGGGAUUUAUCUAUUGAGAUUAAAAUUUGCAACUCACAGUCCUGAUAAUUUGAAAAACUUUAUGACAUUAUACA